ACUAGCGCGUGCCGUUCGUUAGCCUCGCGUUUCGAACAGGCGUACUCGAUCUGAACUCUCAAGUAUAAAGGAAUGGAAUCGGACACGAGAAUUGGCAAGAGAACUGACCGACCUACCCCUGACAUCCACAAGUCAGUUACACAAUCACACAGUCACACAGUCAGUUCCCAAUACUUCUACUCUGAACGAGAACCUGAUACUAUCAAACAUGGCUGGAGAACUCGUCCUGCUUACUGGAGGCACUGGCUUCCUAGGGUACGCAAUUCUCAUCGACCUACUGAAAAGCGGUUAUCGAGUUCGUGUGGCAGCUCGUUCUCAAGCCAAGAUCGAUAGGGUUCGAGCUGCUUCCUCCCUCCGUGCACUAAACCCCCCGGCGACGCAGUUGAUGUUUGUGAUCGUGCCGGACAUGACAGCACCUGGAGCGUAUGACGAAGCAGUACUCGGGGUCGACUUCAUCAUCCACGUUGCCGCACCGCUUCACACGAACUCAACGCCUCCGAAGGAACAAUUGGAAGAACACCUCGUUGCAAGUUCCGUACAGGGCAGUCUAGGCAUCCUGAAGUCUGCGAACGAGAAGGCCAAGACCGUGAGACGUAUCGUCAUGACCAGUUCUACAGUAGCCAUCGCUCCUACAGACAUCUACGCCAAAGGUAUCAAUGAACAUGAUAUCGUCCGCGGACCUGAAUACCGCAUAGCCAUACCAGCACCGCCAUACGACUCCGGGCUCCAUGCAUAUUGUGCAGGCAAGACAGCAGCUCUCCAAGCAUCUGAGGCAUUCGUCAAAGACAAUGCCACACAUUUCGACCUGAUCUCCAUCCUCCCAUCCUGGAUAUUAGGGAAGGACAAACUCGCCAUGGACACUAGAGACAUGCGAGCAGGGUCAAACGGAAUGGUGCUCGGGUGGCUGUUAGCUGGCGGUCAAAAGUUCAGGGCUGUUGGAAACGCAGUUCUUUGCACGGACGUGGCACGCGCGCAUGUCAGAGCACUAGAUCCAGACAUCAAGGGAAACCAAUCCUUCCUCCUCAACACCGAGGUCAAAUGGGAAGAUACGGUCCAAAUCGCCAAGAAGUACUUUCCCGACGCAUUUACAUCAGGCCUAUUCCAAGAGGGGGCGUGGCAGUUGACAUUGCCCUUGAGAUGGGACUCAAGUAAGGUGCAAGACGUCCUCGGGAUUAACUUGGCCACGUACGAUACGAUACUCAAAGAAGUGGUUGGCCAAUACCUAGAACUAGCCAAGAGAGAGGGACGGAGAGGGACGGAGGAAGAGUAAUUAAGGGGUGAGCCACUAUCCUACUAUCCUUAGCAUUAAUGAGUGAAUGGUACUCCAUGAGCUUCCAUGGGCUUCCA
Annulohypoxylon maeteangense is the source of this 1347-nucleotide messenger RNA. RefSeq lists its product as uncharacterized. The transcript has 2 exons. The coding region runs from base 209 to 1270 and encodes 353 amino acids. Gene Ontology annotation, molecular function: oxidoreductase activity, acting on the CH-OH group of donors, NAD or NADP as acceptor. Lineage: Eukaryota; Fungi; Ascomycota; Sordariomycetes; Xylariales; Hypoxylaceae. The record is from RefSeq and is a predicted model, not a curated record.